CGGAUGGAUCGAGGUGGGCGUAACGCACAUAGGCGUAUAUCUCUGGUAUGAAUAUUUUUACGACGAUCUUAUUGCGAAUUGAAUCUACGAGUACCAUAUAAAAGGGUGGAAAUUGAUUCCUAAGGACCAUUUGUCCUCUAGUUCAUGCGUUAUAGCAGCUAAUAUUCUUCACGUUCAGAAUGAAAUUUCUUGUUAAGACAUCUUUCUGUCUCAUUCUUUUGAUUGCCGCCACGCAUUCGACAGAGGAACCCGAUAAGGAUCGUCAGCCCCAGUACACCUUCUCCUACAACGUUCACGACUCCCUCACGGGCGAUUCCAAGAGUCAGGUGGAGACAAGGAACGGGGACGUCGUCCUGGGCCAAUAUUCCCUUGAUGACCCCGACGGGACCAGAAGAACGGUGGAUUACAAGGCAGACGCGGUCAACGGAUUCAAUGCCGUCGUUAGAAGAUCGCCUAUCAUCCGAGGGGUGGCGCUGGUCGAGCCAAAAGUGGCUGUUGCCAGUCAGAGCUUGUCGCAAUAUCCGGAUCCGAAAUCAGUGGCGCCAUCUUACAUCAGCAUGCCAUAUCCCGUCGCACAGUUACUCUUCCUAAGGGCGCAUGUCCCAGAAAGUUGGUUCAUGAAUGUGGUGCCUCAUUUUUAUUUAUAUUAAUGAUUUGCUUGGGUGAAAUGUGAAUUAGUUCGAAAAUAUAAUUUAAUAACUUC
This is a messenger RNA of Coccinella septempunctata (seven-spotted ladybird), 703 nucleotides long. Its product is annotated as larval cuticle protein A2B-like. The coding region runs from base 180 to 650 and encodes 156 amino acids. The record is from RefSeq and is a predicted model, not a curated record. Gene Ontology annotation, cellular component: extracellular matrix. The transcript has 2 exons. NCBI's taxonomy places the organism in Eukaryota, Metazoa, Arthropoda, Insecta, Coleoptera, Coccinellidae.